GCCCGGCCGAGUGUCCGCCGCCCGCGCGCCCCGCCGCCGGCAGCCCGAGCCGCACCCUCCGCGGACGGAGCCCAUGCGCCGGGCGACCCGCGCGCCCCGGCCCCGGCCCCCUUCCCCGCCCCCGCCCCGGCUCCGGCCCCGGGGGCAGUCGCGCCAGUGAGCGGUGGCUCGGGAGGCCACCGCAUUGACGCACUGACGUGUGCCGCGACCCCCUGAGGAGCGAUGACGGAAUAUAAGCUCGUGGUGGUGGGCGCUGGAGGUGUGGGGAAGAGUGCCCUGACCAUCCAGCUCAUCCAGAACCACUUCGUGGACGAGUACGACCCCACCAUUGAGGACUCAUAUCGGAAGCAAGUGGUUAUUGACGGUGAGACGUGCCUGCUGGACAUUUUGGACACGGCGGGCCAGGAGGAGUAUAGCGCCAUGCGGGACCAGUACAUGCGCACCGGAGAAGGCUUCCUCUGCGUGUUUGCCAUAAACAACACCAAGUCCUUCGAAGACAUCCACCAGUACAGGGAGCAGAUCAAGCGGGUGAAGGACUCCGACGACGUGCCCAUGGUGCUGGUGGGGAACAAGUGCGACCUGGCUGCGCGUACUGUGGAGUCUCGGCAGGCGCAGGACCUCGCCCGCAGCUAUGGCAUCCCGUACAUUGAGACGUCAGCCAAGACUCGCCAGGGCAGCCGCUCUGGCUCUGGCUCCAGCUCCGGGACCCCCGUGACCCAGCGGCCCCUAGCGCUGGCGUGGAGGAUGCCUUCUACACGCUGGUCCGAGAGAUCCGGCAACACAAGGUGCGGAAGCUGAGCCCGCCCGACGAGGGCGGCCCGGGCUGCAUGAGCUGCAAGUGCCUGCUCUCCUGACGUCCCUUCCGUGUCCACCGUGACGUCCUCACUGGCCCUCUGCGCCCCACGAGCACAGGCACGGGGCGCGGGGGUGCCGGAUGCUGGGAGGAGGCGCGGACGAGGAAGGAGGAGGGGAAGGAAGGAAGGAAGGAUGGAAGGAAGGAAGGAAGCGCCACCGGAGCCCGGCCAGCCCAGGCUCCCUGGACACAGGGACCGCAGACCUCCCGGGACGCUUUGCACAGACUGUCGUGAACUGAGGCCACCGGCACCCCGGCUGUUACUCUCCUCCCAGCCCCGUCCUGGCCCGCUGGGCACAGGCUGAGUUGCAGUAAAUUAUUUGAUGGUCUUGAC
Messenger RNA from Hyaena hyaena (striped hyena), 1187 nucleotides. It is a transcript of the gene HRAS, whose product is annotated as HRas proto-oncogene, GTPase. Bases 223 to 798 code for a protein of 191 amino acids. Gene Ontology annotation, biological process: cellular senescence; Ras protein signal transduction. The record is from RefSeq and is a predicted model, not a curated record. Gene Ontology annotation, molecular function: GDP binding; GTP binding; GTPase activity. Gene Ontology annotation, cellular component: plasma membrane. NCBI's taxonomy places the organism in Eukaryota, Metazoa, Chordata, Mammalia, Carnivora, Hyaenidae. The transcript has 6 exons.